Salvia splendens (bonfire salvia) is the source of this 1395-nucleotide messenger RNA. RefSeq lists its product as uncharacterized. The record is from RefSeq and is a predicted model, not a curated record. Bases 1 to 1395 code for a protein of 464 amino acids. The transcript has a single exon. NCBI's taxonomy places the organism in Eukaryota, Viridiplantae, Streptophyta, Magnoliopsida, Lamiales, Lamiaceae.
AUGAGGCGCCUAGAGAAUAUCCUCCGUAGCAUACCCACCGAAACAGAUCCCACGGCGGCUUAUGCCACCCUAAAAGCCCAGCUCGGAAUUUUCCGGUCUAAGGACCCCGCUUCGACUCCCGUACCCCAAAAUCCUCCAUCUUCUCCCCCCAAAACACAAUCUCUCCCUCACGCUCCUAAACCUACUCCCAUUUUCCUUCUGGUACAAUACAGCGGAGACGACACCGACGAAGAAGAGAGAGGAGCGCAGCCUGUUGCCGCUCCGGUCGAGGGAGUGGAGUCCGUACUUCCACCAGCAGCAGAGGGCACACCUGCCCAAAACAUCCCAUCACCAGCGAGUGGUGGGGGUUCUACUUCUGCCCACGGGCCACAGCCGAUAGAGGUUGUGGACAUUGACGAUGAUGAUAUGGAAGAUUUUCCGCCGCCUCCCAGCGACAUUCUACUGCAUCAGAUGGAGGCUGACUGGAUUUUUCUCCAAGCUAUGGAGGAUGAACCGGAGAGGGAGGAGCAGCCGCUGAGCCGCAUGAUGACAAUGGACCACUUUCUGGGGGAGACAGAGGCCUUGAGAGCCAACCAGUUGAGAAGGGAAGAGGAGACGAUGGAGCAGAGACCCCGCGUAGUGCGGCGACUGGUGGAUGAGGAGGAGCCAAUGAACCAAGGGGCUGGUGAGGCAGUUGAUGAUAGUGAGGCUGUUGAGGACAGCCGUGUGAGAGCUGAGAGAGAAAGAAAGAGGAAGGGGAAGGAGAUAGCUCACCCUCCUCCUAAGAGGAUACGCCCUGCCGAUGUGGGGAUUGUGAUCACUGACGCCUACCAACUGGCCUCCCCACAAGAAGGAGACGAGGGCAGUGACACAGAGGGCCGAGAGUUGCGCUGGACUCGGACGUCCAGGAGGCAACAAGGAAGUCCUGCAACACCCCCUGCUGCCGACUACUCCAUACCGACUGUGGCCUUGACCCCGGACCUCCUCCAGCAAAUGCUAGAGUUUGACAACCCCAAAUGGCAGGAGGAGGUUAACCAGCGGGUGACCAACCAGAAGAGGCUGAAGGCCGGGAAGAAACUCCACCAACCAUCCCUGGAGACGAUCCGGGAUGAGGAGAAGUUUGCCGAGUACAUUACCGGCAUUGGAUUUGAGUGGUUGUUGGAGGUUGAUGAGACUCCCGUGCCGGAGGUUUUGGCCAAGGAGUUCUUCACGUCUUUCCGGUUUACCGGCAGUACAGACUUGGAGACCAGGAGCGUCUCUUUCCGGGUGUUUGGCCGCGGCCAAAAGAUGAGCUUAAACGAGUUCUCCAUUAGGAUGGGACUCUAUACAGAUGCCCAGGUAGCCAACGGGGAGUGGUUCGGGCGUGAUAUCGGCCUCCCACAGAGGAAGCCAGACUUCGAUCAGCAGGCCGUCUAG